UCGAAGCUGCCGCUACCCGCAGCCAGGCGCGCCCCGGCGGCGACCCCGGUCUAGGGCCCGCACUAGCCUCCCGCCGCGGACCCAUGGGGCUGAGCCCGGGGCUCCUGCUCGUCGGCGGCUCCUUCGCGGCGUUCCGGCUGCUGAACCGCGGGCUGGAGCGGCUGGUGCCUCCGCCGCGCGCCGCGCUCCGCAACCGCUGGAAGUGGCGAAACAUCUGGACCUCGUUCGUGCACAGCCUGCUGAGCGGCGCCGGGGCGCUGCUGGGGUUCUAUCUCCACCCGCAGAUGGCGGAGGACCUGAUCGGAACUCACUCGCCGGCUGCGCGCAGCGUGGUCUCGGUAUCUAUAGGAUAUUUUCUCCAAGAUUUUGUGGAUAUGUUGUGUAAUCAGAAGCUUCACCAGUCCUGGGAGCUGCUUUUCCAUCACUCGGUGGUGAUUAUCUGCUUUAGCGUGGCAGUGCUGGUUCAUCAAUAUAUUGGAUUCGCUCUUGUGGCUUUGCUUGUAGAGAUUAACUCCAUCUUCCUGCAUCUACGACAGAUCCUGCUAAUGGCCAACCUGGUGCACACCACCUGUUACCGGCUCAACAGCAUCAUAAAUCUGGGCACCUACGUAGUGUUUCGCAUCACCACACUGGCCUGGAUGACACGCUGGCUGGUCCUAAACCGUGAGAACAUUCCGCUGGCAACAUAUACUGUGGGCACAGUGGGCAUGGCCAUCAUGACACCCAUGAACAUCAUCCUCUUCUACCGCUUACUGCGCAGUGACUUCCUCAAGUCCAGCCGGGAGGUGUGGCGGGAGAAGGAGAAAUAGUCCUGCCCCCAGUGCCCUGCAGGCUGUCCAGGAAAUCAGCAGCCAUGGGGUCGGAGAGGAGGGACUGCAGCCGGCAGAGAGUAAGCACUGAUGUGGACAGGAGUGCGUCAGUAUCUUGUUUGAAGGAAUGGAGGACAAUUACAGUCCUCUCAAGAUGAGAUUCUUGGGCCUUCCUGGUGGUCGCAGUUGCUUUAUAACACCACCUGACAGCUGUGGGGAGACCGAGUGGACACGGCAAGGAAGGGAAGGCCUUUCCAGGCCAGAAUUCAGGGCUUUGUUUUCCCCCUGCACCCUCUGCUGGGAUGAUCGGUUGACAGGUGGCUGCUUGAGGGAGCUCUGAAGAGGAUUCUGCAGCAGCAUGGGGCCGUGGCCUAGAUGAGAACAGGGAGGAGAGGGUUGUCCUUCCCACACUACUGAUGUGUGAACUUAGAAAAUCAUCUUAGCUUUUUGAAACUCCUUGUCUUUGCGCAGCUGGGCUGGAAAUCCUCAGGGCCCUCUAGGUACCUGCAUGGUCUAUGUCACCAUAAUUCAUAAGAGUUAAAAGUAUCAAAACAAUUUCUCCCAAGCCCCACACUGUGUGUGAAAUCUCAUGGAGGGAGUGCUAAGUUGAAUGUCUACAGUUUGCAUUUGGCUCUUAACCUGUGAGGCCUGUGGUCUCAUCUCGUGCAGGCCUGAGCGGCACAGUCCAAUUCCAGCCCUCGUGAUAGUUCUUUUCUGCACUUAUGAGCCUCCCCUUAGGGGCUGACAGGUUAAUUGUCCCAGGGGAACAUAGUUGUGAUGGGAGUUCAUGGUAAUGGAGUAAGAGAUGAACUGUUGGGUAGGUUGAGCCAAUCCAUGGGGGUGUUGGCUAUCAGGACAGAAAGCUUUAAUUGGACGCUUUUCGGAAGGGAACUAGUGCAGACCAAAGGGGUGAAGUUGCGGGAGCUCUAUCCAGAUUUGCAGUUUCAUUCCUAGAUGUAAUAAGUUUCAGUAAUUGAGUCUGAAUCACUGACCUGGUCUGUGUCUAAGAGUAUGGUGUGGAAUCUUCUGACCAGCUGCAGAGGGGAAGUGGAUGUCUUGCAGCUGUGGCUGUUUUGGGCAUCUAAAAGGAGUAAAGAGUCCAGCAGGCUCUGGAGGCUGUGAACCCACUUAACAAUCUGUGGGCAGACAUCUGUGCCCUUCUGGGCUCCUGUCUUGGAGCAGCCUUUGCCAUGAGGACAAGGACAGGAGGAAAGUGAGCAAAAGAAGUGAUUUGGACUUCUUUAACCUCAGAGAAAAGUUGGUGUGGUGGGGGUGGGGGGGUAUGGAGUUGUCAUGGACUCCUCCCAGCCCUAGCAUCCUGCCCCACAUGCUCCUGCCACGCUUGCUUUGACUGACUUUGAGUUGUGGGGGAGGAGAGGGAAGGGAGGUGGAGUCUGGCAGGACUUUAAAGUUUUUAAACCCUUUUUACAUCCAUCCUUGUUCAUCAGAUUCUCAGGUGACAUGGCAGCCCUCUGGUCAGCCUCCCAGACCCCGUAAAAUCUUUACAGGGCUAGAUGUCCCCUGGGGCAGAAUUCCACUCCCCCUGGGUCCCAAGUAUGGCAGUGGUUUUCUGUCUCUGUAGUUUUCUGACCAAACUCCUUCUCUGACCAAGCCCUUUAUAUAAAAGGGUGAGUUCUCCAGCCCAGGCUCACGUGUACCAGCUCUGAGAAAUCUGUUAGGUCCAGCAGCAGUCUUGGUUUGAAUGGGCUCACAACCAUUCUCCUUUCACUUGAAAUCCCUUGUUUGGUUUUGAUGCUGCAGGGGGACAGUCUGAAACAACUGGCUAAGAAAUGCUGAGACUGAGACGCCCAUCUUCUAGGAAGGUGUGUGGAAUUUCAGCAGGUUAAAAGGCAGCAAAUUCUGAGGAAUCCAGGUAUGUUUCUCUCCAUGGUGGGGAGAAGACAAACUUUAUGGGAGCAGCCAUCAGUUGGGAGCUAAGUGUGGCCAGACCUGCAUAUGUUUCCAUUUGUUCUGCAGGCUGGGAAGUGCAGCAAAGCCUGCAGGUGCAGGCAAGAAUCUGGAGUUUAGGGUUUUGGUUUGUCACCAGUAGGAAAACUGCUCAGCAAAUAAUCUUACCCCACUGGGCAUGUGAGCCUGUGGCACUUGGUAUCACCAUAAAAGUCAUAUGUUGUGUCCAGUUCCCAUUUACAGCACCCAUGGCAGAGAUGGCAGCCAGCCCUUUCUCCUUGGGUUAGCCCUGUCUGUGUCCAGUUCUGUACAGCAAGUGAACUCUGCUCUAGCUGCUGAGUGAUUUAUUUGAAUUACAAUAGCACCUAGGAGCCCUAGUCGUGGAGCAGGACCCCACCGUGCUAGGUGCUGUGCAAACACAGAACAAAAAGAGGUGCUUGCCCCAAAGAGGUUCCAAUCUAAGUACCAAUAAAGACUGAGUUAGCAUUUGCAUUCUGUCCCAGUGUGCUGCUCAGAUGCAGAGCCACAGGUUUAGACGGGCCCACAUCCUGGAUUGAGUUCUGUUCUAAACUGUAUUUUGUUGCCCUUCAGGGCAGCAUGCUGCCUCUUCUCUUCAAAUUUGACUUCCCCACUUCACUGCACUGAAAUUCCUCUCCCAAGUCCUUCCUGACACCUCCUCAGACCAGUGGCCUGACACAGAUGAUCGUACCUUCCUGGGCACCUGCAAGUCAGUGCUCUUCUGAGUGAUCCUUCAUCAUGUCCUCCCCUUCCCCUCUGGCAGAGCUGCUCAGAGGUUUUUGCUUGGCCCCAUAACCUGGCUUCCUGUAUUUCCCAAUUGUAAUCAUUCCAAAGACUGCCAUCAGUAGCAACUGAGAAUCAUUUGCUAUCCUGCUGCUCCAGCCACAUCUUCCUUCAAUAUGGCUUCCUUUCUUCUACAUGUAGCUCAAACGUCAUCACCACUCAUCUCCUGCUUACAUAUCUGCUCUCUUUCUUCACCCCCACCCCCCCCCCCCCCGGCUGUUGUGCUCCAAGCUUCUUUCCUAAUCACUCCCUUUCUCUCCAUCCCUUUCCCCAACCAUGGGUCGAAUUGGGCCAGUUCAUCAAGCUGGUGUGUGGUUUGUGAAUGUGAACUGAAUGUAGUGAUGUCUGAGUCUGCAGACAGCCUGGAACAGCAUGUCAGAGAGGUGUGAACUGCCCUCUUUUUCAUAGUAUGAAGAUCUGUACAAUCUGUUGUGAGUGAUAGCUUAUCUUGGUUUCACAUAUGAGGGAGCUUGGGAUGUGCCUAGAGCUGAGGAGACUGCAGCCCCUUGUUUUUUGUAUCUGAUCCCUGGAGCCACCAAGCUGUAAAGCAGUACUGAGCCCAGCAGAGCAUGUAUAAUCACUGUAAAUGUCUGUGCAGCCUGGGAGUGAUCUCAGUUUGGUCCCCAAGUGCGUGAUACUUGGAAGAGUUUCACUGUUUCCUUCCCCAAUUCAGCCCUUGCUCCUGACUGUGCCUUUCAUACUAUCUCACAUGCCUGCCUUCAGUCCUUACAAUCCUGUUAUGUGAUGCAUUCUACCCACCUAUUAGUCUUUCUAUAGUAAUUUGUUCUGUAUUCUCCUAAUCUCUGCAGAAUGUAAUUUUGUUGAGUCGGAUACUUGUUUGUUACCUCCCUUUAAUCAUGUGGCAUUGUUUACUCACAACAUUCUGUGCUCUGGCUAGAUCCCUGUAUAGACUAAAGGGUUCCCAACAUCUCCCCUGGCAGAGCACCCAGGAUUUCUCUAGGGUACCUCAAAUGUAGGGACACAUGGAAUCAGGAAGUCUCUGUAGAGGGCUUGGGACCCUCUGAUGGACACUGGGGAAACCAAAGAUACUGUGAUAUUUUGAGAGAUUCAUCUAAUAAGUGCAUGCAGAUCACCUACAAUGGGAAUGCUAAGGAGUGGGCGAUGUGAUGGAUUUUCAGUUUGGUAUGUGGCCAGUUGCUAUCUACAAGCAGACUCUGAUGCUAUUCGGUCCUUCUCCGAGUUGACAGUCCUGGGAUGAAGAGCUACAGCGAUGGGGACUCGUGGUCCCAGUGAGAAGGAUAACAGUGCAUUGGGACCUGUAAGAACCAGGAUCGGGAUUGUGACGAUUACCAUCUCUAGAGGGAGAGCAGGGGCCAACCUUGCUUUCAUUGCCUCAUACCUUCUGAUUCAUUCAGAAACACUGGCUUCACACCUGCUUCCAAGGUUCCUCUGUUGUACUGUAUGUUAAGGACUAAGGUCCUGAUCUGGUGAGAUGCAGAAUGACCUGAAUUCCCAUUGCCUUGAGCACCCUAAUGUGCUCAGCACCUUGUGUGCUGAGGACCUGCUGCUAAGAAGGUUGUCACAGUGUUUUGUGGGUUUAAGAAAUGUAUUCAUCUUAUUUGUCUUUUGUAACAGGCCAUGGGCUUGGCAAGAUAAUAUAUUUAAAAUAACUGUCAAACAGGUGUGCGGUGCUUG
Messenger RNA from Malaclemys terrapin pileata, 5174 nucleotides. RefSeq names its product TLC domain containing 2 (gene TLCD2). The record is from RefSeq and is a predicted model, not a curated record. Lineage: Eukaryota; Metazoa; Chordata; Testudines; Emydidae. The transcript has 4 exons. Gene Ontology annotation, cellular component: plasma membrane. Bases 84 to 809 code for a protein of 241 amino acids. Gene Ontology annotation, biological process: membrane assembly; regulation of membrane lipid distribution; phospholipid homeostasis.